GAAAUGAAUCCGCAAAGACUGCUGUUCAGCGGUUCAAAUUCGUGUGAGCGUACAUGACAUAGUUGAAGGAGGUCAGCUCGUGCAAUGUCUAAAGCAUGAGUUCUUCAAAGAAAGAUGACUUGAAAAACGAACCGUUAGAUAAACUGCCUGAACCAGAACCUACACCAGAGACAAAGGAGGAAACAAAGGACUCGUCUUCAUUUAUGCGCAAGUUUGACAUAAAAUUUAGAGAUGACUGUGUGUCUUGCAAGUAUAUCAGUGCCGCUGUUUGCUACGGCUGUGGAGUAAUUGUGUUGCAAACUGUCAAAAGUAUCCCAGCUUCAAACCUACCAGCAAAGGUGAUGACUGGAAUUUUUGGUGCAGGUCUUUUUGGAAUUGGAACAAUGAGACUUUUUCAAGAACCUACCAAAUCAUCAGUUGAGCAAACCUCAAAUCCGAGUACAAACCAAGACAACAGCUGAUGAAGUGCUGGGGAUGCUGACAGUCAACAAAUAGACCAAGAUAUCAUAACAUCCAAUAAUAGCAGCUGAUAUUGCAAAUAAUUUGCAGUAAUUAUUUGCCGAACAUCAAGAUGUUCUUGUAGCUCAUGUUUAUUAAAAUUCAAAAGCAUAAGGUGGACACCCCCUUCAAGUGGAAACUAAUAAUCUUAGCCUGCAAGCAGGGUUAUGGUGGAGUCUCACAUGUGCAGGAGCAGCAACAGCCAACCUCAAUCCCAGACUAUCUUUCCUUUGCCUCCCUUGUCAUUGAGACAGGAGGCAAAGGAGAGAGAGCCUGGGAUUGAGUUUGAGUUAUAGCUCAGGGACGGUGGAGCCAGGGCAAUUUUAAGCAAAAAAUACAUAAAAUAAUAAUUUUACAAAUAUCUCCAGACCCCCAACAAGUUAGCACCUCUGGUGCUCGCUUGUAAGUCCCCCCAAUUCAAAAUACGCUCUGCCAUCCCUGUAGGUAGACUGAUUCAGCCGGGAAGUCAAUUCAAUUUUCUUUAGAAAUAAAGCAACUGAUUGUUACAA
This is a messenger RNA of Orbicella faveolata, 1007 nucleotides long. RefSeq lists its product as uncharacterized. Lineage: Eukaryota; Metazoa; Cnidaria; Anthozoa; Scleractinia; Merulinidae. The record is from RefSeq and is a predicted model, not a curated record.